UAAGGUGCCCUUGCACGCGCAACUCUGGCUUCGUGAAGGGUUUGUUGUGCUCACACACCACGAUCGUGGUCUCAACAUUGCGACGAUCUGCUAGAUUGUUUGGUCGGCGGACGUGUUUAGUUGAACUUUGUGUUGGCAGGCGGGUAGGGAGAGCGUCUCAGAGUGAAAUUUGAGUUGGUAUUGCGGUUUUCUUGAAAGAUACUUGGAGACUUGUGAAGUGUAGUGGUUGUGGCUUCACUGUGGAGGUUAUCGGAUACAAUUGCGAUCGUAUUUGUGCAGAUCGGCUCGUCUAUGUGGCUUAGGUGGAUAUUUUGAGAGAUAUGGCGACUAAAAUAAACUCGGUGUCGACUUUGAACCCCAAUGCGCCUCUAUUCGUGCCUGCAGCAUUUCGUGCAGUGGAAGACUUUUCCAGCGAAUGGUGGAGGUUGGUUCAAACUUGUCCUGACUUUCGAGAGCAGUGGGUGAGGGAACGCCUGCCUGUGUUGGAGGAGCAAGAGAUGUUCGAAGCAGACUUGGACGAGAUCGCUGACCUUGAUGAGUUUCUUGAGUUCCAAGAAGAGAUGCAGGAAAUGGAGAUUGCGCAAGAGUCGUUGAACUUUGAUGUUGAUGAUGGUUGUAUUGAUGAUGACUUGAGUCUAUUCAAUAUUAAUCAGAUUAGGGACUUGAAGUUGAAUCCGAAGUCGCAAGCGCCGUGGAACAAGUCAUUGAAGAACCGCGAUAAAAUUUCGUACAAGGUGCCUAACUCCAUCAAGAAAGGCGCUACAUAUCGCAUUCAGCAGCCUCGCGCAGCUUCAGUCAUGUAGAUCUUAUUUGAAGAAGGUGCCCUUGUAGGUUUUAAAGUUGUACAGUUGCAAGAUGCAGAAUGGUAGGAGUGUUUUGUACAUUGAGAUCUACGAAAAUUGGUGUUCGUAGUGGGUAGCAGUAUGCAUGAUUGUACAAAUUGUACCUCACCCGUUAGUCUUAACACAUUGUGGUUGACAAUGCGUUAUAGAUUGAACAUAAACUUCACACAGCAAACAAACUGCAAUUGAGUUGAUCUUAUGUGUUUUUUUUUAUUAGUUUUGUUUUGUUUUGUUAAGAGCCUUAUGGAGAUGAGAAUCUUCUCAGUCUUUAGAUAACAUCAUAUGUUGCAUAUGGUGUAUGCUGCUAUGUCACCUUCGCUUACAUCACCUGUGGCUACAAUUCGGUCUAGGCUGGAGCAUCCAUACACUUGUAUUACAACUCUGUUGUAGCCACUGCAUUUGGAACGAGAUGUUUCCAACAUUAA
Physcomitrium patens is the source of this 1267-nucleotide messenger RNA. RefSeq lists its product as uncharacterized. NCBI's taxonomy places the organism in Eukaryota, Viridiplantae, Streptophyta, Bryopsida, Funariales, Funariaceae. The record is from RefSeq and is a predicted model, not a curated record.